Molecule: messenger RNA, 4275 nt
Organism: Pelobates fuscus (common spadefoot toad)
Lineage: Eukaryota; Metazoa; Chordata; Amphibia; Anura; Pelobatidae
Gene: TTC17
Product: tetratricopeptide repeat domain 17
Exons: 25
Coding region: 20-3586 (1188 amino acids)
Biological process (GO): cilium organization; actin filament polymerization
Cellular component (GO): actin cytoskeleton; cytoplasm
Molecular function (GO): protein binding
Source: RefSeq, a predicted model, not a curated record
AGUGCUGUCAUCAGGAAAUAUGGAGGAAAGCAGGAGCGGGCCGCACUGCCUCUCCGGGACCGGAGCCUUGGCUGGCAGGAAACGGACUAUCAGAACAUGGACCGGCCUUCUGGGACUCCUCAUACUGCUAGCCAGCGCCAGGCCCUCGGGGGCCACGACACACUGGGUGGUGACAGAGGACGGCAAGAUCCAGCAGCAGGUUGACUCCCCUAUGAAUUUGAAGCACCCUCACGAUUUAGUGAUCUUGAUGCGACAAGAGACCACUGUUGGCUACCUAAGAGAGUUAGAGAAACACUUGGUUGCUCAGAAGAUACACAUUGAGGAGAAUGAAGACCGCGACACAGGCCUGGAGCAGAGACACUACAAAGAUGACCCAGACUGUAUAAAAGCCAAAGUGCCUUUGGGAGACCUGGAUUUAUACGAUGGAACAUACAUAUCAUUGGAAAGCAAGAAUGUCAGCCCUGAAGAUUACGUGGACAUGCACAGUCCCUUAUCUUCCAACCUGAUGCAGCCAGACUGUACGAAUAUCAUAGAGCUUCCAUUCAGCAUUCAUGCCUUCCAACACCUUCGGGGCAUCCAGGAGAGGUUGAACCUCUCAGCUCCUCUGUUGCCAAAAGAGGAUCCUAUCUUCAAUUCGCUGCCCCGGCAGUUAGGAAGGACUGUUGAAGAGAUCGGUCAUAGAAUAUUAGAUGCCCUCCUUAAGAAUAACACUUCCUGGGUCCUCUAUAACAUGGCAUCUUUCUACUGGAGGAUAAAAAACGAGCCGUAUCAUGUGGUGGAAUGUGCGAUGAGAGCACUGCACUUCUCUUCCAGACAGAACAAGGAUAUUGCUCUGGUGAAUAUGGCAAAUGUUUUACACCGAGCCCAUUUCUCAGCCGAUGCUGCUAUUCUGGUCCACGCCGCAUUAGACGUGUCCACUGACAUUCUAACCAGUCACUACACGUUGGGAAACAUAUAUGCAAUGCUGGGAGAAUACAAUCACUCUGUGUUGUGCUACGAUCGAGCUCUGCAGGCAAAACACGGCUUUGAUCAGGCAAUCAAAAGAAAGCAUGCUGUACUGUGCCAGCAGAGACUGGAGCAAAAACUAGAGGCGCAGCACAGAUCUCUCCAGAGGACUCUAAAUGAACUGAAAGAAUACCAGAAGCAACAUGACCAUUACCUGCGGCAGCAGGAGAUCCUGGAGAAACACAAGCUGAUCCAGGAAGAACAGAUUCUGCGCAACAUCAUUCACGAGACUCAAAUGGCCAAAGAGGCCCAGCUGGGAAACCAUCAGAUCUGUCGCAUCAGUAACCAGAAGCACAGCUUGCACUGUCCCUGGGACCUCCCUGUGCGCUACCACAGGGGUGACAUCUUUGAGAAUGUGGAGCAAGUUUUGUUUGGAGAAGACACCUCAUCUGCCUACAUGAUGUCUGAAAAUCUGGAACUUCAGACAAAUCAAAGCAUCCUCCAGCAACGCCCACCUGUGCCACGUUCCCCAAUCAAGGUGUGGGAUAAGGAUCCGAGCAUGCUUAUUCAAGAACCAAAUCAGCUGUGGCCUGAGAAAACCGAUUGUGCCAAGACAUUCCCAACAGUCCCAUCUCCAGAAGAUCUUCCAACCUAUCACCUACCUCUUGGACAGGGAACCCUGAGUCUCAGUCCUGUCCUAUCGAAGCAGAUAGACACUGGCAGUGACAUGCAAAAGCCAGAUUGUUUGACUGUCACAGACGUGCGAAAAAACAAGACCAUGCACAAGCUUCUGGUAGAACUGGAGACACGACUAGAGCUUCAACAGCUGAAGCCGGAUAGACACUCGAAGCAGAUUUUGUUCUCAAGAGUGAAUAAUCUCAGUAUGUCAGAAGAUGAAGUUGGGGAUGCUCUUUAUCACUCCCUGGCACAGCCAGUGGGACCCAUUUGGUCUGUGUUAAACGAAGCUGCUCUCUAUUGGCGUGCCGUGGGAAACUUUACCCAAGCAGUUGCUUGUCUACGCAGAGCAAUGAACCUCUCGCCUCCCCAAAAUCAACACGUUCCCUUGGUCAAUGUAGCCAAUAUACUGAUUCACCGUGGCCUGCACAUGGAGGCUAGUAAAUUGCUGCUUCAAGCUUUAGCUGUAGACCAGUCUGAGCCACUUACAUUGUUGAGCCUGGGGAACACAUACUUAUCACUCAGGAACAUGACCGGUGCCCUUAAAGUCUUCCGUGCAGCGUUGGACCUCCAAAAAGGAUGCCCAGAGUGCGAGGACAGUUUACAGAUGAUCCGCUGCUUGCAACUUUACCCAUUCCUAUACAACAUCAGCACCACUGUCUGUAGCGGCCACUGCCAUGCCAGCAGUAAAAAUGGACCCAACGGUUCAAAGAAAUAUUCCCAUAGUUACACGCAGGUUUUAAAUGAAACAGAGGACAAAGAUGACCAGGACAAUGCUGAGGAGCAAGAUUCUUCUCUACAGCUUGGAACAGAAACAAACCGCACAGAGGUCGAUGAAUCUGCUGGGGAGAGUCCAAUGUCCGAAGAGAUGAUGGCUCUGGUGGACGAGUUUGAAAACUCAUGGCCUUUGGAAGCCUUCGAGGGAGCACUGGAAUUAAAGGGUAGAAGGAUGGAUCUUCAGGGCAUCAGAGUUCUGAAUAAGGGCAACCAUAAUGGCCAGCCUGGGUCCUGCUUUGGAGAUUGUGAAGAUGAUGAUGAGGCCGAAUGGAUUACGUUCCAAGUAAAGCGUUUGAAGAAGCCAAAAUCUGAUGGUUCUCACACUCUUGACCUCACUGACUCCGUUGGAGAAGAAUUUUCGGACAAUCAAGAGAUACAGUCUGGACUGGAAAUUACUGGUCCAAAAAUACCAGCCCCUGGUCCUGCUGGAAGGCGUCCAGAUUACCGGAGUCUUGGAUGGCCAAGCCCCGAUGAAUGCUUGAAACUGCGUAGAGUUGAGCUGUCUACAGUGGCCAGCACGUGGCUGGCUGUGUCUGCUAAAAAUAUAGAUAUCACAGAGCACGUGGAUUUUGCAACACAGCUGCAGGAGCCAGGCGCUGAGCCCCUGUGUAAUCCAAAUCUUGCGGCUAGUAUGCAUACAUUGGACCAUCUGUACGGGAUAGCGAACCGCGCCGCUAUACACUACACUGGGGAGAGCCAGCUGAAAGAGGUUUUACAGAACCUUGGAAAAGACAAAUAUCCCCCACAGUCGUUGGAGCAAGUGGGAACUCGGAUAAUGAAGGUCCUGGAGAAGAACCAGACCUCGUGGGUGCUAUCCAGCAUGGCUGCUUUAUACUGGAGAGUGAAGGGUCAAGGGAAGAAAGCGAUUGACUGCCUACGCCAGGCCCUGCAUUACGCCCCCCAUCAUAUGAAGGAUGUGCCUCUUAUCAGCUUAGCCAACAUUUUCCACAACGCCAAACUCUGGAAUGAUGCCAUCAUAGUUGCCUCAAUGGCAGUGGAAAUCGCACCACAUUUUGUAGUGAACCACUUCACGCUUGCCAACGUUUAUGUAGCAAUGGAGGAAUUUGAAAAGGCCAUGCGAUGGUACGAGUCCACCCUUAAACUCCAGCCCGAGUUUGCUCCUGCCAAGGAUAGAAUUCGUGCUAUUCAGUGCCAUCUACUGUUAAAAAAGGGGAGGCGCUCCCCAUAGUGCCACCCCAGGCAUAAAACACAAGCUUAUCAAUAUUAUCCUACUGAACGGUUUGCAGUUCUGCAGUAGUGGAAAUGGACCGACCGUUUUUGGAUGAGUAAAAAGGUGUAAUUAUUUUUACUCUCAUCCAAUAAAGGACCGUGCAGGCUGCUGAUUAAUUAUAAACAAAUAAUUCCUCUGACAAAACCAGUGAAAUCUGGGCUUGGAGGUGGUGGGGGGGGGGAUCUUUAAUAAAUUAUCCAUGCUGCCAUUUGUUCCAUUUAUUUUGUAUUUUACUGCGAUGCACCUUACACAGGAGUUUAAGGUGUAUUGUAUGUCACAAACCAGCCCUUUAAUUUUAAACCCAGCCUUUGUCAUCCAGGCAACUCUGGCGAUAUCCUAACACUAAACGAUGGACCUGAUCAGCGGGUUUUCUCAUUUAUUUAUUCAUUUUUCAAUGAUUGCCAAUACCUGAGUUUUUUUUAAUCUUUUAGUUGCAGAGAAACCUGCAUCAAAAUAUGCUGCAAUGUAUUUUCGCCAAGUUUGAAACCUAAAAAAUAUGCACCAUCAAAGGUAUUUGGAAAGGAUUGCGUUGGCAAUAUCAUGACCCUAAAAUAUCUGAACUCUGAUUGUGAAAUAUUUAUUUAUCCUGCUGGUUCCACAGACGAUUAUCACCAAUUGUAAUAAAACAUAUGUCUUCUUCCACUGUU